This is a messenger RNA of Diabrotica virgifera virgifera (western corn rootworm), 1032 nucleotides long. RefSeq lists its product as uncharacterized. The record is from RefSeq and is a predicted model, not a curated record. The transcript has a single exon. The coding region runs from base 1 to 1032 and encodes 343 amino acids. Gene Ontology annotation, molecular function: nucleic acid binding; zinc ion binding. NCBI's taxonomy places the organism in Eukaryota, Metazoa, Arthropoda, Insecta, Coleoptera, Chrysomelidae.
AUGGUACUAAAUAGUACAGAAAUCCUUGAGAAAGGAUUUCUUGCUUAUAUACCUCAAAAAAUGCUAACAUCAAGGGGUAUUAUUAGAGAUGUAAGUAUAAAUAUUUCAAUGGAAAACAUAGUUAACGACAGUAAAUUACAAAAAAACGUGAAAAUUAUAUCGGCCAGAAGACUUAACAGAAGAGUUUUAGAUAGCAGUGGGACCGUUACAUACAUUCCAACAGGAACUGUACAACUACUCUUUGACGUAAGAACUCCCCCUAAAGAAAUAAUCAUAUAUUCAAACUUGGUAACAGUAGAUCCAUACAUCCCUCCUGUACAGCAAUGCUUCAAAUGCCUAAGAUUUGGGCACUCACAAAGACAGUGCAGGGGAAAAGCAAGAUGCCCGAAAUGUUCCGAUGAACAUACAGUACAAAGCUGCACAGUUUCUGUACCAAAGUGCCUAUACUGCGAUCUUGAUCACCUUGCCACAAAUAAAAUUUGCAAAGAAUUCGAAAGACAAAAAAAGAUAAAUGAAGUAAUGGUCUUUCAAGAUCUCACCUUUUUUGAAGCUGCCAAGCUGUUUCCCCCAAUUAAGGAAAAGCCAGAGAAUUCGAGAAUGUUUCAGAGGAGAAGUAGGGAUUUUCCUUCUUUACUAUCCAGCUCACCCAGAGCAUUUACUCAAGCACUUCAAAAAUCCCCAUCCUCCACUCCCCAUUUCCAGAGUCAAAGUCAUGUGGUCCCAGUUAAAAGGAAAAAUAAAGUAAUUCUUAAAGACAUUAGUUAUGACAAAGAGGCGCAUAAAGCUCUAUUAAAUGAGGAUCUAAGCAGAAAUUUACCUAGAUUACCGAUUUUAAACAAAUUAAAUGAUUCACAAAAGUAUACGGGAUCACAAGGCCCAAGUUUUGCACUCUCAUUAACAAGCAAUCGUGUAUAUUCUCAGGAUAGUGUAUUUUCAAAAAACGUUGAUUUAACCUCUGAUAAUAAUAUGGAUUUUGCAGGUUUUGAUGAGUCACAUAAUACAUCUAAUUUUAGUAAAAGUAGUGUUGACUGA